AUGCCUCAGGUUGGAGGCGCGAGUGGGAUAGUUUGUAGGAUGAGAUCAAGUCAAACCGGAUCGGAAUGUGUCUUCAAGCUUCUCGCUCUCCCUCUCCGCCAAGACGACGGGCACCCGAACAUCUUAACCUUCCUGGACUGCACAUACGAUCAGGCAACGUCAAGGUUCAUCAUUGCUACGGAAUGGAUGGAUUGCCUUUCACUGCGGGAUCACAUGCCCCCUGGUCGGCCCAUUCCCGAGCCCGCUGUUGGUGGCAUCAUAUCCCAGACCGUCUUCGGACUGGCCCACCUUCACAGUGUUCAGCACACUGCACAUCGAGACAUCAAACCCAGCAACAUUCUCCUCAACUCAGCAGGGAAUGUGAAGAUUACAGACCUUUGUCAAAGUCGACAACUUGCGCAGACUCUCGAUAUGAUGGGCACGUAUGUCGGUCAGACACUUUACAUGUCACCAGAGAGGAUACAGGGUGCUCGUUACACGGCAAAUUGUGACGUGUGGAGCGUGGGGUUGAUAGCGAUGAUUGAAGACAACGAGCCUCCCAGGCUGAACCCUGCGACUUGCGGGGCAACUGAGGAGGCGGCAAACUUCUGCAGAGCGUGUCUAGAGUACGAGUGA
Molecule: messenger RNA, 615 nt
Organism: Guillardia theta CCMP2712
Lineage: Eukaryota; Cryptophyceae; Pyrenomonadales; Geminigeraceae
Exons: 8
Coding region: 1-615 (204 amino acids)
Biological process (GO): protein phosphorylation
Cellular component (GO): cytoplasm
Molecular function (GO): ATP binding; protein serine/threonine kinase activity
Source: RefSeq, a predicted model, not a curated record